Prorocentrum cordatum is the source of this 1293-nucleotide messenger RNA. Lineage: Eukaryota; Dinophyceae; Prorocentrales; Prorocentraceae. The record is from the annotation of a GenBank genome assembly.
AUGCGGGUGGGCCUUGCGGACGAGGUGGGCUUGAAACCAGCGCGCGCUGUGAUCGACGCGUUCUGUCCGUAUGAACGCGGGCCUAUGUCCAUCUGCGCCAACGCCUGCGGCGCGAGCUCCAGGGGCUUGUCGAAGACCUCGUGCCCGUGGACCUUCUCGCACGCCCGAGUGCCGGCCUUCCUGGCCCACUCCGUCACCGGCGACGCGGCCGCCGCCCGCGAGCUGCACCGCCGCUGCGGCGCGCAGCAGGGCUGGCAGCGGCGCCCGAAGGCGCUCAACUUGGGGCCGCUGUUCCGGACCCGGCUGGCGGGCUACCGCCACCAGCGCACCCGCGAGAUCGAGUGGGGCCCUGGCCCCCAGCUGUAUUGGGAGCGCGGCGACCGGCCGCUGCGGCUACUGCGCAUGACGCAGGAACCCGUCCGCGUGCGGUUUGCGCGCUCGGAGGGGCCCUUCGGCUUCCACCUGCAGGACUCCCGCAGCGGUGGCGGGGUGGAGGUCGUGGAGGUCGUCGAGGGCAGCCCCGCGGAUGCGAGGGGUGUCGUCGUGGGCCGCACAGUGAAGCGCCUGUGCUUCGGCGACCGCGUGGAGGACGCGCGGCACUGGGCCCGCGCGGAGAUCGAGGAGGCGCUGAGCCGGGCUCCGGAGCACUUCACCAUCGAGUUCGGGAAGGGCGACACGGAGGAGCGGCGCCACGCUCCCCUGGGCGACGCCGAGAUGGCGAUCCUCAUGGACGAGCGCUUCAUGCGGGGGUUCCUCCACGAGCUCCUGCAGGGGCUGGAGGAGUCCGGCCAGCACGGCGCUGCCAGCUCCUUCGACCACGAGGGCUGGAGCACGGCCCUCCCCGGGCUGCAGGCCGCGAGCCCGCAGGGCCCUCCUGGCCGCGCGGCCGCGGCGGCGCCGCCGCCGGGGCUGGAGCGGGAGCCCGCGCGGCAGCAGCAGGCCGUCCAGAGGCCGCUUCCCCCGCGCGACCUGUCGCCCAUGCGCGUGUCUCUGCCGGCCGACUGCCGAGGUGCCCCCGCGUUCGCCUCGGCGCUGGGCGCGCCGCGGGCCGCGUGCGUCGAGGCCUGGGGGGCCGCCGCCGCCGGGGCCGGCCGCCCCGGCGCCGCCUUCGCGGCCGCAGGGGUGGCCGCCUGCCCGGCGGCGCUGCUCUGCCAGAGCUGGAGCCCGCUGAUUCAGGGCGAUCCCUGGACGACGCCGCUCAAGGCGGGCCCAGUGGCCACCGCGCCGAUCACGCCGCCGCCGGGGCCGAGGACCGCCGGAGCCUGGUGGCAGCAGUCGGGCGGGCGCGCGUGA